UCUCCGCAGUUGUAUGCCCCUAAGAUUCACGGGCCAUUAACAUAAACCGCAGCAGGCAGGCAGAGUCAGUUACUUUUGACAUGUAAUGUUUUCCCAAGAAAUCGUUCGAAUCUUUAGGAUAGAUGACUUUUUCGCAAACAGUGUUAGCUCUCGAAAAUGUUUCCUAUAGCCCCAGCAUACCCACAUUGAGUUUACAAAGUUUGUAGUUCUUACGCGAUCAGCAGGGGUAGAGCCAGGAUAGAAUACAAGGGAAUCACAUAGAUCGGCUUCCAUCAUUCCGACGAUUUAAGUUGACUGUUAGAAAAUCUCUGCACAAGGUAUGUAGUAAAGAUAUUUCAAAAUGACUACUAUAAUCGCGGAGUAUUUACUUUCUUUAUACAAAGUAACACAUUUCGUAAUAGUUGCUGAUGACUGCAGUCUCUAACAAAUAUCAGACCCAUUGUAGGCUUGUACUUUGCUCUUUGACGUUGCGCCACAAUGUAUCCACCGUAAGAAAAUAUAUGGCUUUUUAUCUUAUCAACUCACAAAAGCCAAUGAAUUGAUAACUGCAAAACAAAUAAAUAGAGCCUUUAUCGGGUGACAAAUAUGUAUUGGUAAACUGGAGCUACCAGCCGUGGCGAAGCUGUUUGUCUGGCAGCAAAGUACACAAAUGUAUACCAUAUACAGUUAGGUAAAUAGAAUAAAGCGGCGGUAGAUAACGGUCCGUAAUUUUUCAGGAAGCAGCGUACAUAAAAUUUUCCUUUUAGUCUUUUAGUCGUUAGGGGUAUACAAAUAUGGUUAUAAUCUUUCGGGUGAAGUCCGAGAGCCAGGGAUUCUUUUACAGUCAGCGGUUCUGGUGAUUUGUCUGUGGUCCUUAUAGGUGAAAACAGCUCCUGAUCUACCAAAAGGUAGCGAAGCUACUAAUACUGUUAUACCGAACUCUUUUUCUAAAAAACAUUUCAGUAAAAUAUGUAAAAUGUCUCUUCCUAAUAAUCAGUGAUCAUGCUGACAGAAGAGUGUAUUGUAGAGAUCCAGAGGAGCGGACGGAACUUGAAACGACUUCGAAAAAGAGUUUGAAUCAGCCAGUCCACGUUUAGUCAACAGUCAACAAUAGACAGGCUUUUUACGUAUGAAGAUUUUCCAAGGACUAAUCGAUAGAGAGUGGUGAAUAAACCUUUGGAUUUAGCUAUGAAUUCCCACAGAUUUGGGACAAAUUUUAUUGGGCAAAACAGAGUCUGAUGUCGACCGAAUGGACGAAAACCCUCCAGCUCUGAAAGUAUUCGACGCAGUACCCGACGGAGGAGGCAGAAGUAGAGGAAGACCACCACUCCGUUGGAAAGACCCGUUGGAGAAGGACCUGGCUUUGCUUGGAAUCUCCAAUUGGCGCCAAACAGCAAAAAGGAAAAACGACUGGCUCGCUGUUGUAAACUUGGCUAUGACCGCGAAAGCCAAUAAAGAAGAAGAAGAGCCUGCAAUUUCAAUAUUUCGGUCCAGUUCACCAUAGGAGAACUUUCACCUAGGAUAGAGUACCUCAAGAAUACGCCUAUUUGCAGUAAGUGUUACAGAAAACAAGUUUUUCAAGAAUUCUUAUGACUAAUCGAACUAAAAAGUGAAUUACAAAAAUAUAUGUGGACUGAUAAAUACUGCUCAAAGCGUUUCGCAAAAACAAAAACUAGAAACAUAACUACUUUUGCAGUCGCCGAUGUUGUAGCGCUGUGCUCUUUGAGUUUAUGACGCCCAUUACAUUCACACACACAUACCGUUAUGCCUGAUUACACACGAACCAAUGUCAGAAAGCGUCUGUUAUCGGCGUUUCGCGAUAAGAUAAGAUAAAUAUUUAUAUGCCUUUAUAUUGGCGGUCACAAUGGGUUACCUUGAAGUCGCAGCGGUUGACAAUUGCUUUAAGGCAGCGCCAAUUCAGUUCGAUACGGGUCGCGCACAAAGGCAGUCGAAAAUCCGCAAUAAACGUGUAACGGGAAGGAAAAUGCACAAACUGCAAUUGCUUUGUGUGAUCACGGUGGCGAUCGCAGCCAUCUGCCUACAGUGCAAAGGUCAGGCAGCGGCGUCAAAUAGUCAAUUAGACGCGCUGAAGAGUCAAUUUCUGCCUGCUGAGUACAAAAAUCGCAAUUUCACAGUGGAUGAGCUGAAGAAAGUGCUGCGCGAAAAGUGUAAGAAGGCGGCGGGCGGUGAAGAGAACUCAACACUGUAUCAAGAAAUUGAGAAGGGCAGCACUGUGCUGACCAGCUGUCUGGCCGGUUUGGCCAAUAUGACAGCGUUGCAGCAGGAAAUUGAGGCGGCACGUCCCAUCGGCGAGCUAGACACAGUCUUCAAUAAAUACUGUGAUAAGGCGCCCAGCGCUGUCAAGUGUCUGCGCGACUUCAAUGCCAAAGUACAACCUUGUCUGAGCGCCAAGGAGAAGCAGCAGAAUAUAGUGCUCAUGCGCAUCGCGACCGGCCUGGUGGAUUUCAUGUGUUCGCGUGGCGGCGAUCAUAUAGCACUUUUCGUUGCCGAAGAGGGUCCCGAGUGCUUGGAGGCGAAUCGUGAUGCCAUCAAUAUGUGUUUAAACAGCUCCUUCCAUGAAUUCCUGCCAAAGGACAUUAAGGUGCCAGAUCUCUUCGAUUUGCCCGAUUUGGUGUUGGAGCCGGGUCAUUGUGUCGAUCUGGAACGUUUUCAAAGCUGCACCAUACACCAUUUGGAGCAGUGUCGCGAAAUUACACCCGCCAAUGUUGCCGAGGCGGUGUUUAAGUUCAUUAAGAACGAAACGAGUUGCAAUCAAUUUAUGCAAGCGAAGGCCAAUGAGCGUCCGAUAUUGAUGAAGGCCAGUGCUGGUGGCGCCGGUGCGACAGUGCAAGCAACGAGCUUCUUCAUUUUGUUACUGGGUAGUAGUUUGAUGUUGUUCAUGAGUCAUAUACUGAAGUUUUGAAGCGGUCGAUAGUAAUUUAUAAUGAUUAUUAUUUCAUAAGUAAAACGAUCAAAUAUUUUUUCAAACAACAGCGAUUGUUAUCGAUAAGAGUUGACUAACGUUUACGUUCGAUAUUUUUUGGUACAUUUUUGAUAAUAUAUCGAUAUAUUUAUUAAACUGAAA
Messenger RNA from Bactrocera neohumeralis, 3064 nucleotides. RefSeq names its product 27 kDa hemolymph protein. The transcript has 2 exons. The record is from RefSeq and is a predicted model, not a curated record. The coding region runs from base 1844 to 2902 and encodes 352 amino acids. Lineage: Eukaryota; Metazoa; Arthropoda; Insecta; Diptera; Tephritidae.